Molecule: messenger RNA, 1302 nt
Organism: Penaeus chinensis
Lineage: Eukaryota; Metazoa; Arthropoda; Malacostraca; Decapoda; Penaeidae
Product: spore wall protein 2-like
Source: RefSeq, a predicted model, not a curated record
GAGAGAGAGAGAGAGAGAGAGAGAGAGAGAGAGAGAGAGAGAGAGAGAGAGAGAGAGAGAAAGAGGGCGGGGGAGAAAAAGAAAGAGGAAAGAAGGGGAAAAAACGAGAGAGGGGAAGGGGAGGGGAAGGAGGGGAAGGAGGAGGAGGAGGAGGAGAGAGGGGAAGGGGAGGGGAAGGAGGAGGAGGAGGAGAGAGGGGAAGGGGAGGGGAAGGAGGAGGGGAAGGAGGAGAGAGGGGAAGGGGAGGGGAAGGAGGAGGAGGAGGAGGAGAGAGGGGAAGGGGAGGGGAAGGAGGAGGAGGAGAGAGGGGAAGGGGAGGAGAGAGGGGAAGGAGGAGGAGAGAGGGGAAGGAGAGGAGGAGGAGGAGAGAGGGGAAGGGGAGGGGAAGGGGAGGGGAAGGAGGAGGAGGAGGAGAGAGGGGAAGGGGAGGGGAAGGAGGAGGAGGAGGAGGAGAGAGGGGAAGGGGAGGGGAAGGAGGAGGAGAGAGGGGAAGGGGAGGGGAAAGAGGAGGAGAGAGGGGAAGGGGAGGGGAAAGAGGAGGAGAGAGGGGAAGGGGAGGGGAAAGAGGAGGAGAGAGGGGAAGGGGAGGGGAAAGAGGAGGAGAGAGGGGAAGGGGAGGGGAAGCAGGAGAGAGGGGAAGGGGAGGGGAAGGAGGAGAGAGGGGAAGGGGAGGGGAAGCAGGAGGAGAGAGGGGAAGGGGAGGGGAAGCAGGAGGAGAGAGGGGAAGGGGAGGGGAAGCAGGAGGAGAGAAGGGAAGGGGAGGGGAAGCAGGAGAGAGGGGAAGGGGAGGGGAAGGAGGAGAGAGGGGAAGGGGAGGGGAAGCAGGAGGAGAGAGGGGAAGGGGAGGGGAAGCAGGAGGAGAGAGGGGAAGGGGAGGGGAAGCAGGAGGAGAGAAGGGAAGGGGAGGGGAAGCAGGAGAGAGGGGAAGGGGAGGGGAAGGAGGAGAGAGGGGAAGGGGAGGGGGGAACGAAUUCGGGCACUCCAACCGGCCCUCAAAAUUGGCACUCCCACUCCAAAGGGAAGCCGAAAGAGCCAUCAAGAUCAGCAGUGACAACAACACCUGACAGUAGUGACAACAAUAAGUGGCAGCAGGCAAAACCACUGACAGCGGCAGAUAGCAACGGCAGACGAGCAGUAGAGGAGGAACAUCCGAAACCGCGGCAGGACAGCGCCCACCGCCAGAGAUCUCAAAGGCAGCAGACUGAAAUGAGAAUCGCCAAUCGCCAAUCGAAUCGGCCGCAUCGGAAUAAGUGGAUUAAGGUCAAGCGGGACGUGGACGCUGUAACAGAGCUCUCCCGGUAA